AUGAACUCACCAAAGCUUUUUGAUACUCCCAUCUUAUGGCCAACUGUCUUUUCUUGGGGAACUUGUGUUUUAACACUUGCAAAGUGGCUACAAGGGAGAUAUCCCUGGGCUGUUGAGGAACUUUUCGACAAAUACGAUUCCGAUGUUGUUCGCGUUGGACCCAACGAGAUUGCAUUCAGGUCCCCAGAGGCCCAGCACGAUAUCUACAUGGCCACGGUUCGUAACCGCGAGACAUUUGUCAAAACGGAAUUCCAAGAUCUUGGAGGGGACGAACCGGGUGUCACAGCCGAACGAGACCCAGAAAAACAUCGAAAUGUGGCCAAGCAGCUUACACCCGCAUUCUCCCCCAGAGCAUUGCACGCACAAGAAGUUCACGUACACCGCUAUGUAGACCUGCUCAUUGAUCAGCUGGACAAGCACGGCGGCACCAGCGCGGCUGGAGUUGAUAUGAGAGAGUGGUUUGACUGGCUUGUUCUCGAUAUCGCCGGAUAUAUGGCUUGGUGCUAUGAAUUCAACAAUUUGAAAAAUGCUCAAACUUGCGUCUAUUUGCGUGAGUCAAUUCAAAUUGGACUCUUUGGAACCAUACGACAAGUUUUGAAAAAAUUUCCACUUCUCUUCCCAUUGGCGCCUUUUUUCAUCCCGACAUCAGUCACAAGAACAAUUCCCACCUGGAUCCAAUUUAACCGCAAGAUCGUCGAUGAACGACUGUCGAAACGAAAAGAACUCCAAGGAAAAGACUAUUUCUCAUGGCUUUUGAAAGAUGACUCGAAAAUUCCUUCAGAAGAGUGGCUGGUGGCACAGUCCAACGUCCUCCUUGCUGCUGGAUUUGACCCCCUUACUAAUAUUCUCACAUCAGCGGUUUACUUCCUUUGUAAAACUCCGCGCGCUCUUGAACGACUUUCUGACGAGAUCAGCGGCAGUUUCUCCACUUAUGAGGAAAUCAAAGCUGAGAAACUUCAGAAUGCGAAGUAUCUUCAGGCUGUCAUCGAUGAGUCUAUGCGACUACACACUAAUGCUGCAUUUGGGCUGCCGAGAUACAGUCCAGGGGCCGUUGUUGACGGGGAUUAUAUUCCAAAAGGGGUAAUCGUUCAGAACGCCUCUUUCGCUGCAACGCACUGCGAAAAGUAUUUUCUGAAAUCAAGAGAAUUCUGGCCCGAGCGUUUUCUGGGCCCGAAUGACACUUGGUAUGAGGAAAGGUUCGCUCUAUAUGACAACAAAAAAGCUUUCAAACCGUUUUCGCUGGGACCGCGGGCUUGUCCGGGUCGAGAGAUCGGCAUGAUGCAAGCCCGCAUUGCCUUGGCGAAGCUUAUUUGGACCUAUGAAAUGGAGCUUGUCAACCAUCAGGUUGAUUGGGAAAGGGACUCCAAGUUGUUUCUCAUUUGGGACAGGCCGGAAUAA
Messenger RNA from Colletotrichum truncatum, 1398 nucleotides. RefSeq names its product benzoate 4-monooxygenase cytochrome p450. Gene Ontology annotation, molecular function: monooxygenase activity; heme binding; oxidoreductase activity, acting on paired donors, with incorporation or reduction of molecular oxygen. NCBI's taxonomy places the organism in Eukaryota, Fungi, Ascomycota, Sordariomycetes, Glomerellales, Glomerellaceae. The record is from RefSeq and is a predicted model, not a curated record.